Xylaria bambusicola is the source of this 1944-nucleotide messenger RNA. RefSeq lists its product as uncharacterized. The coding region runs from base 588 to 1439 and encodes 283 amino acids. Lineage: Eukaryota; Fungi; Ascomycota; Sordariomycetes; Xylariales; Xylariaceae. The transcript has a single exon. The record is from RefSeq and is a predicted model, not a curated record.
UGGGCAUACAAUGGCGCGCCUAUACCAACAAUAAGAAUGAGGCUGGGCUGCUGCCAUCCCUUCGGUCUGGCUAAUCACUAACACAAAAAAGCCAGUCAUUGUAUCAUUAGAGCACCUCAGCCAAAUGCGAGGCUAAGCCGUGAUUCUUGCCGACGAAUUCAGCUAACACAACAUAUAAUUAUAACUGCUAGGAUUCAGCCAGCAGAGAUACAUGAUUGGCGCCGUGUGACAGUUGAUUACAAAACCUCCUGUUUUGCAUUGCUGCGCCAUUCCAGGGGGAUUCACAGAGGAUUGGAGCGGGCGCUUAAAUGGUCACACCCAAGCAAGCUAAGAAAUCGUAUCACGUUGACUUACAUACGUUUCGGUAGUUAACUCUACUUUCAUAACUAGGCAUAUGUAUGAGGAUAAAUAGUCACUGCUCCCGCUCAUUCAAUCUCCAGUAGGCGAGCUCAAGCUAUCUAACCUUCAUCCAUCACACUACUCUUACCCUUCUCAUUCUUCUCACUUGAUUCAUUCAUUAGUGGCUGUAACGUUCAUCACAAGUCUACUACUACAUUCCUACCCUAACUUAUUCAUAAUUUCAAAUCAUGGCCAACCAAGCCAGUCGCCCGAGAACAAUCAAACAGUGCUUCAAUGACUCCUUACCAUUCAUCCAGCAUCCAACUCGACUCGUACCAUUCGAGUUUAGACCUGGGACUAAGACAUCUCAGAUAGAUGCCCCCAAGUUCUGGAUCAGCACCAACGAACGUGGCUGGAGUGAACCCGCACAUAAUACACUUAGACCGAUGAACAUGAACGCGCUUCAAGAGCAAGUUAGCUGGCCUGAGCCUUCAAUGAGACUUGCCUGUGAGGCAGAUGUAGUUCGUGCUGCAGCUCUGUACCUCUUGCACCCCAUCAAUCAAGUCUUGUCUGCUAGAUAUCCCAAUGAUUACAGAUGUAACUCAGAGGUCGCGGGCAGUGGGGUCCGCGGCGAUGUGUCACUUUUGAAGCUGGGUGGUCGGCGUACAUUUGCCAUCGUCGAAUUCAAGAGAAGCGGCAUCAUCUCCCCUAUGGAAUUCGCAGACGCCCAACGAACCCUUACUGGCAACCCUAAUACUCACGCCGCAGAAAUCUCUCAGCAUGUACAAAAUGUCAUCGCUGCUGACAAUGGAGAUAACCGGUUCUCGGCCUUUGAAGGCAAUUCAUUCUCGUUGAUGAAGCAAGCAGCUGCUUAUGCGGUACAGUACUCUACUCGCUUCGUGGCUAUCUUCGGAUGGGACUAUCUGGUUUUGGUCUACUUCCCCGAGCUUGAUAUGAACUUGAGAGAACCUGAAGGGUGCGGAAACUAUUGCGAGAUUACUAUGAUUCCUAACAACCCACCAUCUCCUAAUUUGAGGGCGGCGUUGCUUGGAUUUCUGUUUCACGCAUAUGACGCCACACCCUUUACCUUACCUGGGUAAUGCUGGACUCUGUUUCAAGUAUAGGGCAUUGAUUUUUCUUCUUUCUGUUAUUUCUUCUUAUCUUUUCAAUUAUAUCGAUGCGCAAGUCUCUUUUAAUUCAUAGACUGGGUUCCAACUUUAUUUCCCUUUUUUCUUGUUUGGAGGCGUGUCGCUUUCAGAAGGUGUGUCUACUCAAGAAAAUGACUGUUAAGAUAUAGUUAUGGCUGUAGGUUUUGUAUUUCUUUUUUAGUUUCUAGUUUGAAAAUCUUAUUUCAUAUAUGAUCUGGCUUUUUCCAUUACCACGACCCUCCGUCAUAGGUAUGUAGUACUUCAUCUAUUGCAGGUGUUACAUCAACGUAGAAUCUAUCUGGAUGAUCAAUAAAUACAUCGAUGAAUUACUCGGCGAGUGCGUUCCGACUGUGGAUUUGUGUAUUGUACGUUUUUACAACUAAGCAACAUGGGUUGUGGCGGUGUAUCGUAUUCUAUGCAAGAUACUCUUCUACUAGGGGACUUUAAGCUCAGAUUG